GGAAGCCGACCUCUCCUGCCCCGGAAGUGCAAGUCUGGAGGUCGUGCAGGUGUGGAUUCCGCCGGCGAGGCGGGUUUUUUCGAGAUGCCGGGGGCUGAGGCCAAGGGCUCGGAGUUGUCCGAGAGGAUCGAGAGUUUCGUAGAGGCACUGAAGCGGGGCGGCGGGCGGCACAGCUCCGAGGACAUGGCCCGGGAGACCCUGGGGCUGCUGCGCCGGAUCAUCACGGACCACCGCUGGAGCAAUGCAGGGGAGCUGAUGGAAUUGAUCCGCAGAGAAGGCCGGAGGAUGACGGCCGCUCAACCCUCAGAGACCACUGUGGGCAACAUGGUGCGGAGAGUGCUCAGGAUCAUCCGGGAGGAGUAUGGCAGACUCCACGGACGCAGCGACGAGAGCGAUCAGCAGGAGUCCCUGCACAAACUCUUGACAUCCGGGGGCUCGAGCGAGGAUUUCCGCUCCCAUUAUGCUCAACUCCAGUCCAACAUCAUUGAAGCAAUUAAUGAGCUGCUUGUGGAACUGGAAGGGACAACGGAGAACAUCGCAGCCCAGGCUCUGGAGCACAUCCACUCCAAUGAGGUGAUCAUGACCAUUGGCUUCUCCCGAACAGUGGAGGCCUUCCUCAAAGAGGCUGCCCGAAAGAGGAAAUUCCAUGUCAUCGUGGCAGAGUGUGCACCUUUCUGUCAGGGUCAUGAGAUGGCAGUCAAUUUGUCCAAAACAGGUAUUGAGACGACUGUCAUGACGGAUGCUGCCAUUUUUGCUGUUAUGUCAAGAGUCAACAAGGUGAUCAUUGGCACAAAGACCAUCCUGGCCAACGGUGCCCUGAGAGCUGUGACAGGAACUCAUACUCUAGCACUGGCAGCAAAACACCAUUCCACCCCACUCAUCGUCUGUGCACCUAUGUUCAAGCUUUCCCCACAGUUCCCCAAUGAAGAAGAUUCAUUUCACAAGUUUGUGGCUCCUGAAGAAGUCCUGCCUUUCACAGAAGGGGACAUCUUGGAGAAAGUCAGUGUUCAUUGCCCUGUGUUUGACUACGUUCCCCCAGAGCUUAUUACCCUCUUUAUCUCCAACAUUGGUGGGAAUGCACCUUCCUACAUCUACCGCCUGAUGAGUGAGCUCUACCAUCCUGAUGAUCAUGUCCUAUGACCACCACUCGUCCUAAGCAGAAGCUGCUUAGGCAAACACAGAAUGGAGUGGAGACUUCAGUGCCACGGCUGAAACACAUCUUCCUUGUAAUGGGGGAGUGAUCUGGAGUCAAGCUGAGAAAACUUGAUACUGAUACUGUUCCCCACCGUUUCAGUCAUCCUAUAACCAGGAUGCAAUCCAGGAUGAUUUUUUGCCUUUCAGGUCUCAACAGAGCAGCAGGGCUUGACCUAUUGAUUUUGGAGCCUCUUAGUGACUUGGGGCGUCUGUUUCAGGAACUUAAACUUUCUGGUUCAGUGGUGUGUUAAACACAACACUGCAGACCUUGCUGGGCUACAGGUUUUUGCUCAGAAAUGACUACCACGCCUUUUCUGAGGCUGUGCCAAUAAAGGCUGCUCGAAGGUU
Orcinus orca (killer whale) is the source of this 1542-nucleotide messenger RNA. It is a transcript of the gene EIF2B2, whose product is annotated as eukaryotic translation initiation factor 2B subunit beta. The transcript is spliced from 8 exons. NCBI's taxonomy places the organism in Eukaryota, Metazoa, Chordata, Mammalia, Artiodactyla, Delphinidae. The record is from RefSeq and is a predicted model, not a curated record. Gene Ontology annotation, molecular function: translation initiation factor activity; guanyl-nucleotide exchange factor activity. Gene Ontology annotation, cellular component: eukaryotic translation initiation factor 2B complex. Gene Ontology annotation, biological process: translational initiation. Bases 85 to 1140 code for a protein of 351 amino acids.